ACAGUAGGUAGUACAGUGGGGUUAAAUUUACCCCACUACUAUCACUUUCAUUAUCAACGCCCGACAGAUACGCGCUGUGAGUUCUUUAAUAUAGCGCGAUUGACCUAUAACGUUAUAGGAGGAUAUACGCAAAUACACGGAUCUCUUCCACUAAACAAAUACCAAGACUAUAAGAAGACUACCGUUAGCAAUGGAUAUCGACGACAUAUUACGAGAGGUCGAUCCUACAUUCGAUUCUAUCCCUGAAGACACACGCGACUUACAAGCGUUAACACGCGCCUGGGUCGCAGAGAGGUCUUCACCCGAGCUACUCGAUUGGCCGAUCGACGGCUUAUUCGAGCGCAUAAACGAACGUAUUAAGCAGCAGAUCGAGAAAAUCGAGGAAAUGACAGGCGAUAUGGAUCCUAAGACCAACUUUGCUUUGAUCGUUAUACAGACCGAGCUUGAGAGGUAUAAGUACUUGGUGCGGAGUUACUUGAGAGCCCGUAUAGCCAAAAUCGACAAGCAUACCCUACACUACCUUUCCAACCCCGUCAUCCGGGCUCGUCUUUCACCGCCUGAACUCGCAUAUGCCACUCGGCACCAGGCUCUUCUCCACAAUCAUUAUCUCUCCUCGUUCUUAUCGUCGUUCCCGGCACCGCUACAGAAUCUUAACGAUACGGCUGGGAAUAUUAGCAUGAUAGAUACACCGGACCUCGAUACGGCUGUGUUUAUCCGCUUACUAGGAGAUACGCGUGUCGAAGGGCGGGGCACAGACGAGGAUGGCGCGAUGGAUGGUAAGAAUGGCGAUAUUGUUAUUCUAAGGUGGUCGGAUGCAAGGAAGUUGGUUGAUUCGGGCGUGGCUGAGAUAGUAUGAAGCUGGCCUGUCUU
Molecule: messenger RNA, 870 nt
Organism: Daldinia vernicosa
Lineage: Eukaryota; Fungi; Ascomycota; Sordariomycetes; Xylariales; Hypoxylaceae
Product: GINS complex, Sld5 component
Exons: 3
Coding region: 191-856 (221 amino acids)
Biological process (GO): double-strand break repair via break-induced replication; DNA-templated DNA replication
Cellular component (GO): GINS complex
Source: RefSeq, a predicted model, not a curated record